AUGAUGGUUUCUAUGUCUAUGGAGGAAGAGACGAGAAUUAUGAAAAAAAAUGAUUUGCACUUCUAUUCAAGGCAAACCAAUUCUUGGGCAGAAAUUGUGCCCAAUGGCUCCGUGCCCGCACGGCAAGCUCCGACAGCUGUGUGGAGCAACCAAGCUGAUGGGUUCUACGUUUUUGGAGGAUGCUGCUGGGAGAAUGACUUGCAUUUCUAUUCCAGGGAGUCCAAUUCCUGGGAAAAGCUUUCACCUGCUGGCACCUUACCACUUGGACGAGAAGGGGGGGAAUCAGUGUGGGGGGAUGCCGCAGAUGGUUUCUACGUGUGCGGAGGCUACCAGAGCAAUUUUGGAAUCAUUAUUGAUCUGGCUUUUUACUCUCGAGCCUCCAAUGCGUGGCAGCGGCUUUGGCCCACAGGUUCCCCGCCAGAUGCCCGCUACCACCACACCUUGGUAUGGAGUGAAAUUGAUGACGGAUUCUAUCUCUUUGGAGGUUAUGCCAACGUCGCGGAAGACGAUGGAUACGGGGGCUGGGGCACUUUUCAAAGAAAUGAUUUGUAUCUCUACUCAAGGCAGGCAAACUCGUGGCAAAAACUGGAGCCUAACCACGACCACGACAACAACGUACACAUCAUCGACGCAGACAACCAAUACUUCUACCUCCUCAACGUUUACCUGGACUACCAUGACAAGUACGACCAUGACAAGCUCGAUGACAACAUUGACAAGUUCAACAUCUACUGUCACGACGUUGACCCACACAUCAUCCACCACCACGUGGACGACAGCAACAACAACGGCGACAUCCACUUGGACGUUGACCAGUGUGCAAGACGAAGCCGCAUCCGCAUCAGCUUCAGGUGUGAUGCCAGACUGCGAUUUUUCUUCGUGGUCACGAUGCUGAUGAAGAAUGCCACCGAGCACCUGAAAAGUGCUGACCUGUUCACUCCACAGGCGGAGAUGAGAGUUUUUCUGCUGAAAAGCCUCUAUUGGGCUGCCUCUGGGCAAGUUGCGAUCACAGAAAAGCUGAUUCUGCAGUUCAAAGCAGAUGUGGUCCAAGAUACUCGGCUUGGUGCUCAAGUUGCUGCAGCUUGGCUGUGGGAUAAGAGGGCAAAUGCUGUGAAGGAGGCGCAGAAGGAGCGCGCUGCAGCGGCGCGGGAACAGAAGAAAAGCCCGCAAGGUGCGAGUUUCUCCUCACAGCGUAACGACCACGUUUUUUUUGGCCCUCACCGGAAUCAUUGGAGGAAAGAGCUGAUUAAGAAGGGUGCCAGCACCAAGCUCCUGAGUCCCAUUGGAGGUGACCUUUUCACCUCUGCUACAGGUGAGGCCAUGAACUUCUCCGUGAAUGAACUGGGAGCAGUCCUGAUUGAGACCUAUGGCCUUGAUGUCAAUCAUCAAGAUGAGAACGGACAGACCUGCGGAACAAUGUCAGGGACGAUGUCGCAGAUGAAGUCAGUGAUGCGUAUCGGUAUCACAGGGGAGACGAUCUCCGCAUGUCACCUCCAGCUGUCCCUGGCCCCUGUGCCGCUUCCAAGGGACGCCGAGAAAAAGGGUUCUGUGGCUCUAGAGGGAGCCGAAGUUGGCCAACAGCGUCCAAAGCAGGCUGUUAAACUUUUGAUUGGAGGGCACAAUGCCAACCCAAAUCAGGCGGAGCGGGCCAUGUUGUACCUGGUGGGUUUGGGCAAUCUUGGCCAUCCGGUCAGCCCUUCUGGGCAGACGCUGCUACAUCAAGCUGCCCAGAAUGAGCAGCACGCCCUGGAGGUCGCCAAAGUGUUGAUCCACUUCAAAGUGGAUGCGGAAAAAACCGACAUCUACGGGCAGACGGCCAUCUUCUAUGCAGCCAGGGAUGGCAAUGCAGAAUUGUGCGAGUUCCUCCUUCAGCACGGUUGUGCCGUGAACCACGUGGACACGAAUCGGCAGACGCCGAUAUUUUACUCCGUGCGUAACGGCCACGGGUUCGGGGUUGAAUCUUGGAACUUGGAUCUAAGAUUCUGGGGUGUUGAACUCGUUUUCACCAAGAUGGCGGCGACGAACGUCUUCCUAAAGCGCGGGGCGGAUGUGGAGAUCAAAGAUGAGUGUGGCUUCACGCCCAUCUUUUGGGCGGCCGAAUCUGGCCGCGUGGAUACGAUGAGACUCAAUUGA
Molecule: messenger RNA, 2133 nt
Organism: Cladocopium goreaui
Lineage: Eukaryota; Dinophyceae; Suessiales; Symbiodiniaceae
Source: the annotation of a GenBank genome assembly